AAAUUUCUGUCAACAACAAUUUGACAGUUUUAUUAAAGCGUUUAAAAAUGGAAGAAUCCACCACUCCCCGAGUGUUUCAAGAACCAUGCGACUUAUAUCAGCACUUUUUAGACCAACCAAGCGUGACGACAAUCGAGACUUUAUCAUCCUCUUCCACCGAAUCCUCCGACAAACAGACUUCUCGUCGCUCCAUGUUGGUGACAGGUUUCGGUAUGCGAAACUGGGAUUCUCUCCAGCGAGCCCUCCUCGAUGACGAACAACGUCGCCAAAUGCUCCUCUCAAGACACGACACGGCUGAAGCCUACGAAUGCGAAUCACUUUACUCCUCACCACCUUCAACUCUAUCAUUUAAAACAAAGAGUAAAAGUUCUGUUUUCACACCAGACUCGGAAACUGCAAGUGCGAAAUCACCGUCUUUGGAGUAUUUGAUGGGGCUUGCAGCAGAUGACGGCGAAUAUGAAGAAAUGAAAAAACCGGUUCGGGAGAAACUGGAGUCAAUUGCGGGUGCAACUGAGGAGGAAAUGGACUCGAAAAUGACUGAAGCUAUGAAAAAGGCUCGCAAGUAUUUGCGCCAACACAAGAUUUUUGAAUUUUUUCGGUUCUUGAUAGCUCAUAUGUUGAGCGAAAUGCCUGAUGACCCAAUCCAGUUUCUGGUAGAUUUAUUAGACAAGUGUCUUUUGUACAGGUCGGGUUUUGGAAACCCGCCUCUGCUCUACGAGAAAGCUCAUUUAGAACAACUGUUUAUUCUUAUGGACCCCAUGAGAACCGGGUUUAUUGAGCCUGAACCAUAUGAAACUGGAAUGAAAACUCUCGGGAUUUGUUCCUACGACAAAAACCCUCCUCUCUCCACCGACGGUUUGGUCUCAAAGGAAUUUUUUAUCGAAGAAGCUUACGAGUGUUUGACUGACCUUUUCGUGGACAUGAUCCGGCGUCAUGGAGGUCAGUUGACGCCGCCGUCACUAGUGACGCCGCCGCCGACCGAAGUCGACUUGGUGCCUAGUGUCGCAAGCAGCGGUGGCAUGUAACAUUUUACGUUUCGGGUCCUCGUAAUAAUUCCUUCCUCUCAGCAUGAACAUGCGACUCCAACAAUGCCCAAUAUCAGAGAACCCCAAUAAGGAUAAGUAUCAUUUCGUUCCCGCUGUGAUAUAUUCGGAUGCGGUCAUGCAUUAUUUAUGGCUGGGUUUUUGUUUCUCAAAUAUACAAGGCGCAUUUUA
Messenger RNA from Tribolium madens (black flour beetle), 1214 nucleotides. RefSeq lists its product as uncharacterized. Lineage: Eukaryota; Metazoa; Arthropoda; Insecta; Coleoptera; Tenebrionidae. The coding region runs from base 48 to 1025 and encodes 325 amino acids. The record is from RefSeq and is a predicted model, not a curated record. The transcript is spliced from 6 exons.